AUGCACGUCGAGAAAGUGGAUUUUCCAACUUUCCUUAGAUGCUCGCUGAGGAAGGCAUUCAUGGAGGACUGCUGCAACCAGACUUCCGAGGUGGACCGCUACGAAUCGAAAAUCAACGCGUUCAACCACAUGCUCAGGACCGUUCAGCCAUCUGGCUGUGAAUUCAAAGCACCCACCGACGUCAUGUUCCACUGCAAUGACCCAGAACUCGUGAACAUGGACAUCGUCUUGGCUAGAAAACAUGCCAUCGUUGCAUCACAGAAUGGACUGCCCUUAGAUCCGACACCAAUACCAGAUCCUGGAGAGUCUCGACCCUCGGUAGAAUAUCUGGAGAAUGAGUGUUUUGAAGAAGACGAAGAAAUUGCUGAAUGGGGCGGCUGGAAAGACGAUGAAGCUGGAGAAGACGAAGAAUCUGAGGAAGAAGGUAAAGAAGGGGUACAUGAGGACAGCGGUCACAAAGAAGGGUUCGCACCCUCAGGACUGAAACGGCGUCGGUCGGGGACGGACGAGAUUCCUUCAAAAAGAUUAAAACGUAUAAGAGGAGCGGACAUCACGCCCUUUGCUCAAACUGCGCUCUAUGCUUCUGAGAUGUUUAACCGUGGAGUCUAUUCUCUGAAUGCACAUAGCAUCCUGAUCGCAGAUGACGUUGCGUGGAUUUGCCUUUGGAACCUGAUGUGGGACAAAUCUCAUUGCGUUGGCGUUUUGAACGACUUCGAUCUCGUUCGACAUCAUGGGGAGUCAUUUGGAGACAGACAACAAACCGGAACCAUUUCAUUUAUGGCUCUUGACCUCCUCUCCCUUAAAGAGGUCUCAUGUCGAAACGUACGCAUGUAUCGGCACGAUGUCGAAUCACUGAUCUGGGGAUGUGCUUAUCCCUCCGAGGCGAGAACACGGACGACAGCCCUCCAAACCUGCGCGGUUACCCUUUGCUCCGACAGUGGCAUCUGUUCGAACUCUGGAAGAAUCCUUCAAAAUCUCGGGGUAUCCGAAUCACAUUCCUUGCCCAUGCCUACAGCUUCGAAAAAUGAUCAGACAACUCCCUUUUCCACUCACGGUCACCCAGAUCUCGUCGAAACAUACCCAGGUUUAUCCUUAUACCCCGCUAAUCCUCGCUUUUCGCGUGCACAACGGCUCUCUUUUACCAUAUCACGGUCUAGGCGCAACCCAGGAAAUCAGUGGAACAUAGGGCGCCUCAUCACCUUCAAUACGAGGAUAUGGGGAUGGAAGCAGCUGAGCUGGCGAGGUGGACACGAGAGUUCAGAUGAUCUUAUGUUCCUCAAGGACGAUGAAAUCACUGUUCUUCUGCAAUUUUCGGACCAGGAAGAUGCAUACCUAAUCUUUUCGGAGGGUUAUUGUGAAGGUGUCGUUGGUCGAUUUCAAGGGCAUGACGUGUAUUUCCAGUCCAAGCUCAAGAAACCCGUCAUGACCAAGCGUGCAUCGGUCUCUGCCUCUAGCAGCAAAUCUCCUACCCCAGGAUUGAAAUCAAUUUCCGAUUCAACGCGUGAUUCUGCCAGCAAAUCUGACUCGGGGUCGGUAGCGCGUAGUCACAGACUUACAUCGGCUUCUGCCUUGGAAUCACCCGUUUCGUCGACGGGAUUAAAGUCUCCUCCCGACUCCCCAUCUCGACGUCACUCUCCAUCAGACUCUUUCUCUGCUAGCACCCGGCAACCACCCGUUGAUGACAGCAGAAAUCCGCCAACAGACGACACGUUUAGAAUAACUCAUUCGAACACUCUCACCAUUCCUGAUUCGUCAUCAAGUUCAGCACUGAAAACCAUUGCACAAUCCUCAAGUACGACGGACGAGGGAAAUUCCGGCAUGAGCUUCUCGUCGUCAACAGCUUCCGACUCGGGUUUAAACACCCCUGCAACCCCAAUAUUAGCCAUUAGUUCCCCUCCCAAGAAAAUCCCCGUUCCGCUGAAUCUACCUGAUGCCAACAUUACACCGCUACGGAUCACCAAGCGAUCCCCUCUGUCGCCACCAUCAUCACCGCCGGCCAACAGACCUCUGUAUCAAUCUCUUUCACCCCCCUCAUCUCCGCCAGCUAGCCAACUUCCGCACCAACCGUUGUCUCCCUUGUCGUCAUCUGCUUUCCCGGAUAGCUCCUAUUCAGUGUUGCGUGAGGAAUCUGACCGCGUGUCUCUGGCCUUGUCGGAUGGGGAGGUGGGGAUUGGGUUGUCCCUUCUUCAGGAUUUGGCGAAUGGGUUAAGGGAGGGCAAUGGUGAUGACGAUGAGGACGAUAAGUGGUCGAGAAGCAGUGGGAGCUCAAGCAUCGAACUACGGCGACACCAACACUCGAAAUCAGACAGCGAGAACGAGACAGUCGAAGGGUUGAAUUACGCAAGAGACGAUGACGAUGAGGACUCUGACGAUGAUCAGGAGGCGCACAACGAAGUGGUCUCUUCAUUCCCUGCGCCGCCUACCUCAUUAUCGCCCUCUUCACCUUCAUUCUCCUCCAUCUCUCCAACAUCACCCACGUUCUCAAGUGUUCGGCGACCUUCGUUAGCACCCUCAGCUGCCUCUACAGGCUCAUGGGAGGGUGCAGCUGAUAUCUACGACGAUUACCGAUAUUCCAGGUUCUCAAUAGCCAGCAAGAUGUCUAGAUUCUCUUCCUCGCACGGGCACCGCUCCUCUGCUGGCUUUGAUGCCGUGCGACCCCCCAUACCAGAAUCUCGUCCCAGCAUUGAUUCUCGACCCAGUAUCGACUCGCAACGUGGCAGGGAAACAAUUGCGGAUAGGAAGACGUCUGUUGACUCGCAGGCGUCCGUGUACACUCAAGGUAGCCGUUCAUCGUCUCUAGCAAAGGAAAUCCCCGCAAAUGUCUCUUCAUCCACCAACAACUCCUCACCCUCGUUGACCCCUACCCCAACUCACAAUCAAAGACCUGCGCCACUCAACCUCUCACUACCCGAAAACUCCCCAUUACUGCAUACGAACUGGAAUUCCUCCUCGCGUUCUUCAGGCGUAACGGCUACCACUGCAACGUCCUCUGCUGCACUGUACACUCCACAUCCUGGGACGGUGAACGCUGGUGGUUUGGGGAUAAUGGGGCUCGCUAUCCCUGGAUCUCCUACAACAGCCGGUGGCAUGGCAAGCGCUAUGAGGCAGAGGAUAGAUGCUGAGCGUCGGUCGCCUUUGACUUCUCCCGUUACCUCAUCUUUUCCGCAGGACCAGCAGCUCCCGAGUCUAUGCGAAGUGAGCAUGGGAGGGAGGAUCGUUUUUGAUGACGAUGAGGAGCUUCCGUCGCAGAUAUUGGAGGGGGACAGUAGCGUGGUACAUGACAGCCCCAGCUCGAGCCCUCAGCCGGACUUGAUGCUUCAGAGCAGGUUGGCGCCGCUCAUCAUCGCAAAUCGGACGCCGAGUCCUGCAUUCGUCGAAGAAGAUGGGAAGCGGAAGCACGAGCCGGUGGACGUUGAAGAGGAAGAAGAGAGUAAAGACACGUUUGACGUAAACCCCGAACCCCCUAGUCCAUUAGUCCCCUCCGAGCCACCUACAUCACAACCAACACCAUCUCCCUCACCCGCUUCCACCCCUGCUUCUCAACCCCAAACAUCUAACACUCCCUCCGCUGCUUCCCCUCCAUCUCACCUCCAGCCCUCCCUUCGCGAUCUACGCGAAGGCGGGAUUCAAAUCCCAGGCACGAAUCAACGUCGCUCCCUCUUCCUCCCCCACCCAAACGCACCUAAACCACCACCUGAAGCUUCAUCUUCAGGGCCAAUGUUCAUCGCAGCUCAACAACCUCAACAAGUCCCGCAAACUCGCGUACAGAGUACCGUAAGACCGACGUCUAUUGGAGUGAUCAAGAUGGCUUUGUCCUCCAUGCCGCGACCGGGACCUGCUGUACCUGCGUUGGGCAGGCGACAGGGGCAGGGGGGUUUGGUGAUGAGGGGACCGACGAUAUAUGGACGUACGGAGGGUGAUCUCGCUAGCUCCAUUGGGCCUGUGCCGAUUGUAUGGAGCGUGGAGCCUCCACCGCCUUCGCCUCAACCUCAGUCUCAGCCCCUACAGCAGCAACAGCAGCAGCAGUUCCUUUCGAAUGGGUUAGGACAGAGGGUGAUGCAGGGUAUGAGGAGACCUGCAACUGCUCCUACCAAUGGGCCGAUGAACGCUCCAGCUGUUACGCAAGCAGGCGCAUCUGGAGUUUCUAUGCAGGGUAUGAGGAGACCCGCGACUGCUCCUAGCAAUGGGCCGAUGAACGCUCCAGCUGUUGCGCAAGCUGGCGCAUCUGGAGCUCCUCCUGUUUCUGGAGAUGGAGGGCAAGGAGGGUCAGGGGGUGGUGGUGUGGUAUCAGCUACGGAUCAAAAGGCUGCUGGAGGUGUCAUUCCACGAACUAAUUUCUUCCCUAAAGGACCUGGGUUACGCCCGAGAUCGAGGAGUUUUUCGGGAUUCAACUCUCAAACUGAAGUUGCGGCCCCUGUCCAACGAAACUUUGCUCGUGAUGACGUGUCCAUAAAAGGCGGUAUCAAGCCAUCCACAUCCUCCCCCUCUCCUGGCGGAACAACCCCUUCAACAUCGCUCUCCCCAACACCUAAUGACAAACCACCUAUCAAGACUUCCCCCCUCCGUCCCUCCCCACUCUCCUUGCCGCGGAACACCAUCACAGGGGGCGGAUUGCGUCCUGGUGCAGUUCCUGUCCGUAAUAAUACCGUCUGGUCGGUCUCCAUCACCCACCUUGCUGCCUUCGUCCCCGACCCAUGGUGGCGCUUCUGGUUCCAUCGGACGGGGGCUGGGACAUCUCACGUCCAGGCCGACGUUGAACGAACCUCCCUCUCCCAAGAAAGAGAGAGAGAGAGGUGGACUGAUGACGAAACCCUCCCAAAACUUUGGGCCUUCAACUUCUUCGGGAGCAGGAACAUUGCCUUCACAACCACCUCCACCACCGCAAGGGCCCUCGUCUCUGAAGUCUCCACCCCAGAAUCAAAGCCCAUCUACUCAAAUUGGUGGUACCUCCCCCGUUCCCCCAUCUUCUUCAUCAACCCAGGACGUGUCGGACGCAGCAUCGAUUCACAGCUCCCGUUCUCAAGUUAUCUCACCUCCCCCUGGAAGCCUUGGCCGCACCGGAGUCGCCAAGAUAGCUUGGGCUCUCUCCAUCAUGCAGCAGAGCAGGAGAUGUUACAAGUGCAGGAUAUGGAGUUCGAGCUUGUGCGGCCCAACUUUGCGCAGUUGCAGGCUGCGAGGGCAAGUGAAGACUCGAAUGUUCUAGGCCGAGAGAAUUCCUUGGAUUUACGUCAAGAUGGAUUCUUGCGUGCUGAUAGCCCUGCUGUCUCCGUUGGGUCUGGGCAUCGGUCUCCUACUGUAGACGGGCCUUCAACGUCACCGUCCUUCACCAGCAUUUCCGCGGUACCACCUCGUCCAGCAGCUGACGCCGAAUCCUCCAUGGACGCUCAUCGUCAACGGGAAUCCAAAUGGAUGACGCUGAUGUCCGCGUCGCCUCCGGCUCAGGCACGUAAGAGCAAGAAGGUGCGGAAGCUCUUGCUAGAAGGUGUCCCAUCUUCUCUUUUACUUUUGGCGCCAGAGGAAGAUGCGUUUUGGAUUUUCAUCUCUGUCAUGGAUACGCACCUAAGGCCAUACUUCUCGUCGUUGACGACGCAGAUGGAGGUUGAUUCAGCUUUGUUCAGUCGAGCGUUAGAAAACAACGAUCCUGCUGUUGGGAAGAAGAUUCUCGUUGAUAUGGGUAUGAACCCAACGUCGAUAUGUGCCCCUUGGUUCUCUUCUCUUUUCGUCGGAACCCUUCCACCGGAGUACCUCAACCGCGUCUGGGACCUUUUUCUAUAUGAAGGUGUCCCGUUCCUUAUUCGUAUCGGGCUUGCUCUCAUCUCCUGCCUGCGUCGCCAAAUACUUGAGUCGACCAACGACGAAGCCGUCCUUCACAUGUUACACCACAUAUCACCGCUUGCUCUCCCACCAAGUCCUGACAACUUCAUUGCCUCUACACUAUCCGUCAAGUUGAAGGACGAUGAUAUCAGGAAGCAGCGUGUAAAGAUGGAGGCUCAGGUCAAGCGCCAAACCCAGGCCCCGCGUCUUCCUUCAUCUGGAUCCAUCUCCCUACCUAGGUCCUAA
Messenger RNA from Laccaria bicolor S238N-H82, 6060 nucleotides. RefSeq lists its product as uncharacterized. Bases 1 to 6060 code for a protein of 2019 amino acids. The record is from RefSeq and is a predicted model, not a curated record. NCBI's taxonomy places the organism in Eukaryota, Fungi, Basidiomycota, Agaricomycetes, Agaricales, Hydnangiaceae. The transcript is spliced from 17 exons.